AUCCCGGCACAUUCCCUGAUGUCUCAGCUGCGGUUCCCUGGCAACAGCUACACAAAUCCAGGAAAACUUCCGGAAAAGACCCUCGCUCGUCUUUCUGCUCGCCCGAACGUGGAAUAACUGCAGGACUUACUUUUCAGGAUUCUUGGACAAUAUAUUUGAAAUAAAACAAACAUGACGACUUCUUCCCUUCCUGUCUUAGAGAGCAGCGACCCUCGUCUAAAACUGACGGUGGAAAACAGAAUAAGAAACAUUUUUGUAACACAAUCGCAGGACACCAGUAAAAGAAAGGAAGAAAAUGUCAACCACAUACCUGUUGUGACGGAGACUCCAAGCAGAGUCCUUGAGGCAGGAGUGAACACUUUGCAAAAGACCCUGGUUCUGAAGAAACAGGCUGAGUUGGACGAGGUGGACCAGCAACUCACACUCAAACGACGAGAGUUCAAGAACUGUGUGGAGACUCUAGCUCGGAGAAGGUCUGAACUGGAAAUAAGACAACAUCAGACUGAAGAGAGGGCGAUUAAGUUUGAGAAGUUUGUGGCUGAAAAUGAAGCAAAGCGACACCGAGCGCUGACGACAUAUGAGGCUGCACGGGAGCUGAACAUUUCGAAACAGAGAGGGAUAGAAGAUCUGACAGAACAGUUGAAACAACUUAGAGCUAGACAUGAAGUUUUAAAGGAGAGAAUGGCAAAAUACAAAAUCUAUGAGGACUACUUGAUGAAAACGCUAGAUUAUCUCCCCAACAUUUACCUUGAUAAUGGGUCUGAAUCUUUGGUGAUGCCCAUCAUUCGGCGCCACGAGACCCUGUCCAUCACCCACCGGGAGCUGCUGCAGCGUCUGGGGCGUCUGGAGGAGGAGGUGGAGCAGGGCCAGCGACACCUGCCGAUCAUGAAGCAGGACCACAGUAUUAAAAAAUUGAUGGCCAAUAAGGAACUUUCGGAACUCCAGAGUGAGUUAGAAACCCUCAAAGAGAAGAACAAGAAGGCAGAGGUUAACCUGCUGAUGGAGCAAGGCCUGUGCAGAGAGAAGGUUAAGGAAGUGGGUUGCUUGCUUAUGGCCAUCAACAACCUUGCAGAGCAGUGUUAUCUAGCAGCAUAUGGACCUCUGGAAAACAUGAACAUGCUGACAAUGAUGGACAUGGUGAAGGAGUACAUCCUCGACAAGGCAGACACAGAGAGGAGAGUGAGGAGACUGAUGGAGUCGGGGUCUGCCAUGACAAGUAAAACAGCUCUGACAGAAAAGAGAGAGAAGGGGUCAAUGAAAAGCAUCGGCAGUAAAACACAAAUCAAAAGUUCAAGUAAAGUCAGUAGAAAGAGUGAGACAAUGAGUUGAUGCUUAACUUUUACAUUAACAUGGUGUCACUGCUUACAAUACUCUAAGUUUGUUGAGUGUGAAAGUUCAGUUUUUACCUUGGAAACAGUAGUUUGACAAAACAAAAUGAAAACAAUUUGACGAGCAUAAAAACCAAGAAAACUACAUCCCAUGAUGAAGAAUGUGAGAAAAGGUUUAAAGAUCUAUAAGUGGGUUAACUCUUCAAUUCUUCUGUAACAGAUGUUCAGUGUUCAAAACUGUUAAUGCACUCAAUUUUGCACUUCAAAUGUUAUAUUGUACAUUUCUUUUUUAAAUAAGGUGAUCACGUGUAUUCGAGCUUCAGAACUUUGUAAAUGUUUGUCUCUGGAAUGUAAUGAUCAAAUAAUGUCAGACAGUGAUACCCAUCAAAAUGGCAUAUGCAGUUGUAUGUAUGCAAUUUCUAACAUAUUUAGAUUAUACAAACAGCAAUGAGAAAAUAAGUAUUUUAAUGAUGCAGAAUAAGAUUUAUUUGUGAUAUUCUGCAUGCACAAGGUAAAUUUCCCAGUUGUGGGGCGAAUAAAGGAUUUCUUAUUCUGAUUCUGAUCUAUCAAUAAAUACAGUAAAUAUAAUGCA
This is a messenger RNA of Cottoperca gobio, 1920 nucleotides long. RefSeq names its product coiled-coil domain containing 197 (gene ccdc197). Bases 172 to 1329 code for a protein of 385 amino acids. The record is from RefSeq and is a predicted model, not a curated record. The transcript has 9 exons. NCBI's taxonomy places the organism in Eukaryota, Metazoa, Chordata, Actinopteri, Perciformes, Bovichtidae.